GUAAUGGACACGUGAGUGACGAUUUUUCAUUUACAUUCCGCAUUGACCGUUGCUUAACUUUCCUUUUCAUCAUUUCUCCCACUCAAUUCUCUCCUCUCCCGAUUCUCCUCCUCAUCGCCGAUCAUUUCCGAAACUCUCCGGCAAUUACUACCUUCACGGAUUGGUCGCCGAUCAUCUCAUCAAUAUUUCGAAUCCGAUUGGAUUUCAAUUCUCUCCUCCUUUUGAUUCUCCGGUCAACACUUCGAAGUUUUCUGGCAUUAAACAGAGCCGUUCUGUUUCUCCCCAGGAGAAAAAAUGGAGAUUGAAGAAGCUAUAAUGAGGCUUGUUCUUCGUUACCUCCCAGCAAAAUCCCUAAUCAGAUUCAAAUCCGUCUCAAAGAACUGGUACAAUUGGAUCAGUUCCCCCUUCUUCGCUCACCAACAAGCCACUCAUUUCACCAAAACCUCCGGCUUCGUCUCUCAAUCCGACCACCGUCUCUGCCCCUUCUUCAUCCCUCUCCACCGCCACUCCCACGGCGUUCCUUCCUCCACCCCCCUCUUCUUCCUCCCGGAAUCCUCCACCGUCAGAACCACUUCCCACGGCCUCCUCUGCUGCAAAAGCACUUUCGAAGACAACACUUAUUUCAUAACCAAUCCCACCACUGAACAAUGGACAAAACUCCCUGAACCCACUCUGUUUCACUCCUCUGCCACUGCCGUUGCCCUCGCUUUUACUCCCUCCACUUACAACUUCUACUCCCACUUCCAACUCAUAUGCGCUGUCCCUAUUGAUUCAGUUCAUGCUGUUUAUUUUGAAAUUUACUCUUCUAGGACCAAUUCUUGGAGACUUGCUGAUUCCCAAUACUUCUAUGAUGGUGAUGAUUUGAGCUUUAAAGGGGAUGGUUUGUUAAUGAAUGGAUUUGUGUAUUGGGAGAUGUCGAAUGGCAUCGUUCUCGGGUUCGAUUUGAAAUAUGAAGAACAUGGGGAGAUUUUGCUCCCUCGUGAUCUUCCUCGUCCUCACCAUGGAGCUCUAAUGGAGAUGAAUGGAGAGUUGUGUUACAUUACGGUAAUUACGAUGAAGAAUGACGACAAUGAUUAUUAUUGGUUGGUGGUGUAUGGCGGCGGCGGCAAUGAGAUGGUGUUGAAGAGAAGAAUUCCACUUCAUGAUCACAAUGGGGGUUUGAUGAUGAGAGGGGAUAUUGAAGGAGAGGUUAGAGUUUUGUCUUGUUUAAGUGAGGGUGCGGUGAUGAUUCUUGUGGGGAGCAAUAUGAUUCUCUAUCAUGUGGAAGAAAGGAAGGGGAAGUUUGUUGGAAAAGUAGGUCCGAUGGAGGUUGCCGCUGUCGAUGUCGAUGACGGUGGCUUGAGGUUUCUGCCGUACGUGAAUACCCUUGUGAGUGUGUGUCCAGUGGAAGAGAUGCCGCCGGAGGAUCAUGAGUUUGAUAAGAUUUUGAAAAGCAAGGGCAGCAUUGUUUAGGGUGUUUUGGGGUUGGAUAUUUGAUCAUGUAUGUACGUGUGUGUGAAGAGUUUCUCGUUAGACAAAUUUAAAUAAUAAUAUGUUUAACUAAAGUAUGGAUUAUGUAUGUGGAUUAAUAAUUUAUCACAUUGGAUUA
This is a messenger RNA of Benincasa hispida (wax gourd), 1588 nucleotides long. RefSeq names its product F-box protein At5g49610-like. Lineage: Eukaryota; Viridiplantae; Streptophyta; Magnoliopsida; Cucurbitales; Cucurbitaceae. Gene Ontology annotation, molecular function: protein binding. The record is from RefSeq and is a predicted model, not a curated record.